CUGCGGUACCCCCUCACCCCCUUCAUACACCCCUGGAAUUCUGCCCACAGCUGAACAUGAAGACGCGUUAAAGUAAUCUGCUUCAGUGAUCUAUUCCCCUCCAUUCAUUGCAUUUCCAUGUGGCUAUUGAAAAGCCCCUUCAAUACCACUAUCAUAUCUGCCUCCAGCAUCACCCCUGGCAGCAUGUUCCACUCACCCACCACUCUGUGGAAACAAAACUUGCCCCGCACGUGUCCUUUAAACUCUCACCCUUCCACCUUAAAGCUAUGCCCUCUAGUCUUUGACAUUUCUACCUUAGGAAAUGUUUUUGGACUAAUCUAACUUUUCAAAGGAAUAUGGGUUAAACGCAUGCAGAUGGGAUCAGCUCAAACAACUGAAUCGAAAAUCACUGGAUACAUUCUUGGACAUUUGAGUGCAGUGUGGUAUUUUGAAUUUGCUGACGCUUUAUUUGCUUGUGGAAGUACACCUUGUGCCUCAAAAGGCUCAAUGCCCUGUCAGCUAGUUAAUAGGUUAGUGAAUCCUGGGCUCAGAGCUGUUCCUGACGGACAUCAUGAAGAUCAGUCUUCUGUUUCUGGGAUUUCUCCUUCUCCAGUGGGCAACUAGUGAGAACAUAUUGAUCUGGCCUGCAGAAGGAAGUCACUGGAUUAACUUGAAACCCAUCAUCAAUGAGCUGAUCGCAAGAGGUCACAGUGUUACUGUGGCUGUGAAUUCCGCUGCAGUUUACAUCAACUAUUCUGAACCCUCACCAGUGAAAUUUGAAGUGUUUCAAGUGCCGUUUACAAGUGACAAAUUUCAGGCUUACACGAAUAGAGUCAUGGAAUUCUUUAUCUACGAGAAAGCACAAUUAACCCACUGGCAAGCAUACAGAAGAUUCUCAGCGGCCAUGGAACCUGGAAUCAAACUUACUAAAGGCAUCUGUGACGGGGUGAUAAAGAAUGAAAGGCUUGUGCAAAAACUGCGAGAUUCGAAGUUUAAAGUUCUGCUCUCUGACCCCGUGCAUAACUGUGGGGAUCUCCUGGCUCUGAAGCUGGGAAUUCCCUUCAUCUUCUCUCUGAGAUUCUCCCCAGCAUUUGCAAUAGAGAGACUCUGCGGACAGAUCCCAGCCCCUCCCUCCUAUGUACCGGCGACCCUCUCCGAGUUUUCUAAUGAGAUGUCUUUCAUUGCGAGAGUUCAGAACGUUCUUUACACCUUCAUGUACGACUGGAUGUGCAAACAGAUGUGGGAUGAAUGGAACUCCUAUUAUAGUGAAGCUUUAGGUGAGGUUGUCUGUCUCUUUUCCUUUUGUUAAGUGAAUCGAUUACAAAAUUACCAAUUAACAUGUAGAAAUUAAGCGUUAUACCUACUGAUGUAACAAUGUCAGCUAUGUUAUUUUAAAGUAUACUCUUCACCAUUUUGUCAAUGUAUUAAUUGAAGGUAUGUACGGUUCUUAAACUGAGCCAGCAUUUAAUGGUCCAUCCAUAAUUGCCAUUGAGAGGGUGGUGGUGAGCUGCCUUCUUGAACUGCUACUGCGGGCACACUCAUGAUUGUUUCAGAAAGAGAGUUGUAGGUUUUUGACCCAGCAACAAUGAAAGAACUGUGAUGUAUUUCCAAGUCGGGAUGUUGUGAGGCUUGGUUGGUGGUGUUCCCAUGUUCUUGCUGUCAUUGUCCUUGCAGCAGGUGGAAGUCAUGACUUUGGAAGGUGCCAUCUAAGAAGACUAACGCUGUAUCCUAUCAGAAUCUCUUGCCCAGCCUAGGUGAAUCAAGGACCAGAGGACAUUGGUUUAAGGUGAAGGGGAAAAGAUUUAAUAGGAAUGCGUGGUUGGUUUGGAGGGAUAUGGACCAAAUGCAGACAGGUGGGACUAGUGUAGCUUGGACAUGUUGGGCGGUGUGGGCAAGUUGUGCCUAUGGGCCUGUUUCCACACUCUUUCACUCUAUUACUCAGACUGUCACGGGGAGAACGUACAAACUCCACAAACACCCAUAGCCAGGAUGGAACCAAGGUCUUUGGUGCUCUACUGUUGCGCCACUGCGCCACCACUUCUCUGCUUCUCUGGCACGAAUCUGAACAUUGGUAAGGCACUCAAUUAGAACUCAAGCUGGAAUAAUGUGUGGGAAAGGAAUUGCAGAUGCUGGUUCAAACCGAAAAUAGAUUUGUUUUAGAAGCUGGAGUAACUCAGCGGGACAGGCAGCAUUUCUGGAGAGAAAGAAUGGGUGGCGUUUCGGGUCGAGACCCUUCUUCAGCAUUUGCAGUUCCUUCUUAAACAUAGAACUAUGGCUGGUGCAUUGUGUUUCCGCUGGCUGGUUAACGCUCAACAAAA
Messenger RNA from Leucoraja erinaceus (little skate), 2297 nucleotides. Its product is annotated as UDP-glucuronosyltransferase 2A1-like. Lineage: Eukaryota; Metazoa; Chordata; Chondrichthyes; Rajiformes; Rajidae. The transcript has a single exon. The record is from RefSeq and is a predicted model, not a curated record. Gene Ontology annotation, molecular function: UDP-glycosyltransferase activity. The coding region runs from base 551 to 1288 and encodes 245 amino acids.